UAUCUCCCUUAUGUAAGAUGGAGCAUGACACGUAUUUGUUUUUGUUUACCCGCUCCCGUUAAUAAACAACACUUGUCGCAAGGUGAUAUUUUCAAGAAAUCAAAAUUACUUCUGAUGUAGAAGGUGGCACCUCAGAGCACAAUAUCAAAAUGUCUUCAGGAAACUGGCCUUACAUCCUCAACCUAGGAAACAGCAUCAUUGGGGUGGCUGUCCUAGCAAUGCCCUUCUGCUUCAAACAGUGUGGCAUUGUUCUUGGUAUUGUUCUGCUGCUUUUCUGUACCUGGCUGACCCUGGUGUCAUGUCAGCUUCUCAUGAAGGCUGCAGCCGUCAGCAGGAAGAGGUCGUAUGAGUUUCUAGCAUACUACACUUUCGGUGCUGCCGGCAAGUUUGUCAUUGAAGUCGGCAUGAUAGGGCUGCAGAUCGGGACACUCAUUGCGCAGAUCGUGGUCAUUGGGGACCUGGGGCCAGCCAUUGUGUCCAAGGUGUUGGGGGUGGAGAACACACCCCACCUGCGCACAUACCUCAUUGUGUUCCUGUGUCUGUGCGUGGGGUUGCCUCUCGGACUGCUCAAAGACCUCCGCAGCGUCAGCAAUGCCAGCACCAUCUGCAUCUGCUUCUACACCGUCUUUGUCUUCUAUGUGUUGACCCUGUCCAAACCCAACUUGUGGUCUGGAGAGUGGUAUUCUUCAGUGCGGUUCUGGAGGCCUCAGGGACUUUUCCAAACUCUUCCAAUAUUCUCCUUCUCUUUCGGGUGUCAGACUCAACUGUUCCUCCUGUAUGACUCCCUGCCGGAACCAACACUCAAAUCAAUCAAUGGUGUCACCAGCAGCGCUGUCAACCUCUGUGCCGUGGCCUAUUUAUUGGUUGGAUUCUUUGGUUACAUUGCCUUCUACGACAAAGACAUCGGCGGUGACAUCAUCACUCUGUUCCCUGCCACAUUCGCGGCAGACAUGAUGAAGCUGCUGUUUGUGGUCUCCAUUGCCGUCACCUUCCCCCUCAUCAUCUUCCCCUGCAGAGCCAGCCUCUACACGCUGCUCUUUCCCCAGCAGAAACAAAAGUCCUAUGAAGACAUUCAGGAGGAGAACCGCAUGCCGGAAAUCCAUUUCAAGUUCAUCACCGUCACCAUCGUCAUCUGCUCCAUGAUCACUGGCAUCCUUGUGCCCAAUGUUGAGUUUAUCCUUGGGAUGAAUGGUGCCACGAUGGGUACACUGAUCUGCUACAUCUUCCCAGCUCUCUUCUUUGUCCGCGUCAUGGCAAACAAGGCCGAGGGUAAACACAUAGCACAGCUGGUGAUGCUGCUGGGUAUCACAAUCCUGUUGGUCAGCACCUUCGCCACGCUGUACACCCAGGACAAGGGCCACACCCAUCCUGUCGCCCCAAAAGUGCCCGAGGACCUUGCUGCCAACCUGGAGAACCCUGUCCUGAACAAGCCUGUCGACCUGCCGCCUGGGGAUGCUGACAGUAAGAAUGAGAAAAGAGUUGAGCCUCCGGUACCUGAUGCUCCUAUAGAAAGUGUUGACAAGAAAGAAGAGAAGCCCAAGGAAAAGAAGUCCGAGGAACUGCCAAAAAAAGAUGGCCUUGGUGAUGCUAAAGUUCCUGACAAGGAUGGACCGGUUGAGGGCAAGGGGAAGGAGAUGGGCCGGGAGAAGAAGGACCUGAGUCAGGAGGUCAAGGCAGCAGGCGGGAAGGAUGCUGCUGCUGCUGUGGAGAAGAAGGGGGAGGAAGUCAAGGUCAAGGUCAAGGAGGAGGUGCUGAAGGAGAGGGAGAAGAAGAUCGAGGAGAACGAGCAGAAGCAGCAGGUGUUGCUGGAGCGGCUGGUGGAGCAGCAGGAGGAACAGAAGGAGCUGAUCAAGGAGCAGAAGCAGAUCCUGCAGGAGCUCAAGGAGCACAAGGACAAGGAGCACAAGGAUACUGAUGGUGCAGAUCAGGAAGGACAAGAUGUCAAUGAUCCUGCUCAGGGUGCACAGCAACCAUUUCCGGAUGGACAAGGAAUACAGGGCGCACAGCAACCAGUUCAAGGUGGACAAGACUUGCAGCAACCAGUUCAGGGUGGACAAGGCUUACAGCAACCAGUUCAGGGUGGACAAGGCUUACAGCAACCAGUUCAGGGUGGACAAGCAGGACAGCAACCAGUUCAGGGUGGACAAGCAGGACAGCAACCAGUUCAGGGUGGACAAGCAGUACAGCAACCAGUUCAGGUUGGACAAGCAGGACAACAACCAGUUCAGGGUGGACAAGGCUUACAGCAACCAGUUCAGGGUGGACAAGUAGUACAGCAGCCAGUUCAGGUUGGACAAGCAGGACAGCAACCAGUUCAGGGUGGACAAGCAGGACAGCAACCAGUUCAGGGUGGACAAGGCUUACAGCAACCAGUUCAGGUUGGACAAGCAGGACAACAACCAGUUCAGGGUGGACAAGGCUUACAGCAACCAGUUCAGGUUGGACAAGCAGGACAACAACCAGUUCAGGGUGGACAAGGCUUUCAGCAACCAGUUCAGGGUGGUCAAGGCUUACAGCAACCAGUUCAGGGUGGACAAGUAGUACAGCAACCAGUUCAGGGUGGACAAGCAGGACAACAACCAGUUCAGGGUGGACAAGGCUUACAGCAACCAGUUCAGGGUGGACAAGCAGGACAACAACCAGCUUUACAGCCAGCGAAAAACAUCCAACAAAGUGUAAAACAAGUUGUAAAGCAGCCAUUGCAAGGUAAACAGCUACAGGGACAACAGCUGGCUCAAAACAACCUUGGCAUAGAAGGCCAGCAAGGUCAAGGUCAGCAGGCACCAGGGAACAUCCAGUCACAAGGACAGCAGGCUAAGGUCAAGGUCAAGCAGGUUGCUGGGCAACAGGGCGAUGUGGUCGUGCCUGUCCAGAACCUGAACAAUGUUGGAGAUGCUAAGAACGUCCCUGUUAACCAGGGUCUGGUGAAUGAUGGCAUCCUCAAGAGGAACAAGCGAGAGGUAGAUCCGUCUGUGGACAAAAUUCUCAAAGAAGUGGAAACCCUUGAUGGUCGAAGAUUGGACAAGAGGGAAGUGAUGAAUGAAGCGCUAGCCGACAGACUGGUGGCCAUCAACAAGGUGUCCAAGAGACGAUAGUGAUUUACCAAACACUUGUCAGCUGAUACUACUUACAGAGAUUGUCAUACCCCUGACCUCAGCAUGUUCUCAUCUCAGAGGUCACUGCUAGGUACUCAGUGUUUCUUCUGUCAUGACAUUAGUCUGUAUUUACUAGUAGGAAACUUUAAGGAAACAGGAAUCAUUUACUUCUUGGUCUUGGAUGUUAGAACUUCAAAAAGAAUGAAUCCCUAGAGGGCUUGAGUUGAGUACCAGAGUGACAUCUUUGAGGAAAUUAUUAAUGCAGGGACGUAUGAACAAAUUGAUAGAAGAUCAGAUCCGUAAACAGUGCAGUUGUCAGUGAGAAAUGUUUUCAUCAGUAUUUUUCAGUGUUGUGAAAGGUGUUUUUGAAGUACUUGGAAGUGAUUAACCACACUUACAAAUGUAUGUAACAUGACAUGAUGAUGCCUGCUAACCAUCUUCAUAAUUUGUCAACACAAUUUAUCAAUACAAAACAUUCCAAGGAUGUUGAAACAUAGGUUAAUAGGGAUGUUUGAAUUUGGGUAGUUUUGUCACAACAGGGACAUCAAAGUUUGAAUAUUAAUCAUGUUGUGAUUGUGGCAUCGUAUAUUUAGGACAAAUUAGGACAAAAACAUACCCGUCUUUGAAAAAUAUUUUGGAAAUUGAGUCCUUGAUUAGGUCAUGUCCUCUUAGCAAAGUUUUGCUCCGCUCAUGCAAGGCAGACUAUAUAUAUAUUGCAAAUAGGUUUCAUCGUAUGGCAAAGGAAGACAUCCACCAAAUACUGUCAAUUUCCAGACAUUGCCUCUUGCGAUAGCGAUAGAAUAAAAAACAGUACAAUUCUUGUUUUCUUGCCAUCAGAGCAAUGCUUUGUUUCAGUGAAUAUUUAUCAACAUAGAUGAAAUUGUAUGUAUAAUUACAGGGCAAGGGCAGUUUAUUUACUAUUAUCAAUUGGCAAGGGUACUAUUUAUAAUUAUUAAUGGGUAAGGGAGAUUUCUGUGUCAACCCUGUGAUUCUGGCUAAACAGUUUUCAGUAUUGUACUACAAUCUAUUCGUAUCAUGUCUAAGUAUGAGCACCUGUUGUAUCCGAUUCAUGGUUUGUUAGAAAGGGUCGACGUUGAUCUGAUCUGUUUGUUACCUCCAUGGUGAUGCUACUCAUGACAAGUAAGCUUACUGAAUCUUCAUUGUAGUCGGUGUAUAUUUGUAAUGUAAAUAUGUUCAGUUUGUCCAUCUCAUGUGUGUGAAGAUCUAUGAAAGGUCUUAGUGUUAUAUUUGAUAUUGAAUGUAGACAUUGUUGCAAAUGGGAGCAAUAUCAUCAACUUAUUUUAUGCCAUUAUUAGGAAAAGUACUUGGAAUACAAACUUCAAGAAAGCCUCCGUUCUCUCAUGGUGGAUAUAAUCAUUUCACCUUUUAGCUGUUUCAAAUUUCUAAAGAUAUGAAUAAUUUCAUUUAAUAAGUUCAAUUGUUUUUCAUAGAUGAAUAUUUUGUGUCAUUUUCCAUCUCCACACCUCUUUCAGGAAAUUGUUUGUCAAGGAAUAAUAGAAUAAGUGUGGCAAAUCGAUGUCAUUUCUGGUGAGCAUCGGGCAGAGGAAAUCACAAUGCAUUUGAUGUUAAUAAUGAAUCCGUUCUUGCAACAGUGAGGAAAUUCAGUCGAAAUGCUUAUAACGAACUACAGUUAUAAUGACCUAAAAUUAGUGUUCCUUUGAGUUCGUUACAACCGUAGUUUACUGUGGAUGAAUGUGGAUGAAUGUGGGUGGGUUUUAAGAAAAAUACCCCCAAUUGUUGAUGAUACAGAGGAACCUAGUUUGUCCGGACACAGUUAAUACGUUAAUACCGAAACUACACCUUCAAGGAAAUCACUACCAGUAACGUCUGGUCAUGGUUAGAGUGAUUAAUUCACACAAUUUCAAGCAUUAUAAUACAGUCCGAACAAACAGGGUUUCAGAUAUUUUUGCACAUAUUUCCUAUCGUAUCAUUUCUCCUACAACUUACAAUGUACUUGUAUGUAUAUACUGUACAUGAACCUGCCUACAGUCCCUCACUGUCUUGUACACUUGUGUAAAUAGCUGUCCAUGUGCUGUCCAUGUGCUGUGUUUCACAAAUGUACAUAGUAAUCAAAGUGUUCAAAAUAGUCACCUGCCACUUCACAAGCAGGAACUUUUUAAAACAUGUUCUGAAAAUUUCCCCUUUUCCCCAUAACAGGAAUAGUAGUCGCUGUCAACACUGGUACUGUAAGUCAUGACCUUCUACACUGCAGUAUCGUAGAAAAAGAUGUCAUAAAGUUAAUUACAAUUUUGUUAGUCAGGGCACCAUUUUACCAGUUUGUACAAAUAUGUAUCAUCUGAGCUGACUUCACAUACAUGGUAAACAAUAGGGCUGUAACGAAUACACUAUGACGCGAAUACAAUUCAUAUCACGAAUAUAGGGUAACGAAUACGAAUAUUAAUUUACGAAUACAACAAGAAGUCAACAGUUGAUGUAUUAUUGUUAUAUUCAGUGAAAUAAUAACAACAUAAAUUAUUUGACUUGGUUUGUUAAUAAUUAAUAUAAUAUACAUUUAUAUACUCCACUUAUCCAGGUGCUAGUAUCUGCUCAAAUGACAAUGACCAGUGACCACAAUACUGUCAUAUUAUAUAUUAUAAGAGUGUUGUCUUUGGAGAAAUCUAUGCAAAUAUGUUCUUAAAGAUAUUUUUAGGUACAGGGUAUGUAAAUGUACAUGAUUGCAUAUUCAUAAAUAUUCGAUUCUAGUGGCCACGAAUAACAAAUUCAAUUCAUGAAUGGAUAUGGUUUGAUUCACCAAAUACGAGAGUAAAUCGUAACAGCCCUAUUAAACAAUGCCCAUUGACUUCAUAGUUAAACAUGAAAGUGUUUUCAAGGUAGGUGUGAAGUGUUGGACACUUUACUAAUAUUACUGACAUCUUCAGUGUUAGAACCGGACAACAUCCAAGCCAACUGGAAGAAGGCGUCCUGCAACCCUACAUUCACAUGCUUGUCAUGGCUUUGAUGUGGUGGUACUAUGGGCCGGUGGGAAUAAACCUGAAUCGCAAGUAGCAUGGGCUUGUUGAACACGAUGGCUAAAAAGUGAUUAUGGUCUGGUGUAAUUUGUGAAUAUAUUUCUAUUUGCACAGUUUUAGCCAGUAAUGCAGUAUUUUAAUAGCUUUACAUCAUGUGACUUUCAUGUUCAAAGCUGCUAUUUUCAACUCUGUCAAGGUAGACAAGGUAAACAAAGACAAAGUAAACAAUACUGAAACUUUAUUUUGUGAAGUAUGGUCCUAUAUAAAAAUGCAAUAUAUUUUCUUAUCUUUAUUCAAUGACUCAAUAAAAUUCAAUGUGA
Molecule: messenger RNA, 6405 nt
Organism: Haliotis rufescens (red abalone)
Lineage: Eukaryota; Metazoa; Mollusca; Gastropoda; Lepetellida; Haliotidae
Product: putative sodium-coupled neutral amino acid transporter 10
Exons: 15
Coding region: 150-3095 (981 amino acids)
Biological process (GO): amino acid transmembrane transport
Molecular function (GO): amino acid transmembrane transporter activity
Source: RefSeq, a predicted model, not a curated record